CUCUAGACCCCUACAAACUUUUGUAACUUUGUUUUUUUAUGCCAACCAAACAAAUCCUAAUUAAGAAAGCUAAACCGCCCUCCAUUCCUUUCCUCUCUCCAGCUGUCUGCAACUCUGCCACCUUCCCCACGUCCACCACCCAUGUCCACCGCCACUACCACCAUCUCCACCACCAAAAUUCCAGCAUAAUUUCUACUCUUCCGUCGUCAACACACUCUUUCUCUCUUCAAUUCGUCGAGGUAAUAACUAAGCAGAUAUCAAUGGAGAUUUCGACUAAGAGGAAGAGACUCGACGCGCGCAGUUUUCGACAAUGGCAUAUAGCGGAGGCUAGGAAGAAUAAAGAUUCCAAGUUGAAGGAGGGUAGCAAUGAUCAACUUGAAGUCAAUUGCUCAAAAGAGAGUGAUUCCAAGAAGCAAAGGAUUGACUCUGAAGCAAAACCACAUGCUGGCAGUGGAGAAGCAAUUCCUGGUGAACUUGAAGAUUUUGAGCUGGCUUCCAUGUCAACAAAUACCCUGUUGCAUGAGAAAACACAUGGUGAAAUGUUAGAGGAUGGGGUACUUGGUGACGUUGGUGCUAAAAAACGACCCCAAGGCUUAUCUGACUGCAAGACAAAAUUUCCAAGAUACGUUGAAUACUGGGUGCCUGUAGGUCUUUCUUAUGUACAGCUUGAGAAGUGUUGUGAGACAUUGCAGAAAAACUCGAUGUUGCUAUGCUCAAAUCAAAAGAGAGUACAUGAUGGUCUCAUUGAUAUUCUUUCUACGAUCAGGAAGUGCUGUGACCACCCAUACCUAGUGGAUUCGUCUUUGCGGGGGUUUGUCAAUGAGGUGCAUCCAAUUGGUAAUUGUUUUCGUAAUGAUAUCGAAGUCAGUGGGAAGAUUUUAUUACUUCAUAAGCUGCUUCAAGAGGUUAAGGAGAAACAACUAAGAGUGCUGAUUGUCUUUCAGAAUUUAUUGCAGUCGAAUAAUUCAAAACAACAAGUCGUGAACCUUCAACACAUUCUUGAUGACUUAAUUUGUGCAAACGUUGGUGAAGAUUGUUACAUACAACUUUAUAGAGAAUUCGACUCUAUCAAGAAGCGGGCUGCAGUCGAUCUUUUCAAUGAUAGAGAGAGCGGGAAGCUUGUGAUGCUAAUUGAGAAAAGCUCUUGUCAACCAAGCAUCAAACUCUCAUCAGUGGACUGUGUCAUCCUGUUUAACAGUGAUUGGUGUCCAAUCAAUGACAUUAAGUGUCUGCAGAAGAUGUUAAUCGAAUCAAAGUUUGAUCAUCUAAAGGUAUUUCGUUUGUAUUCAUCAAGAAGUGUGGAAGAAAAGGCUCUAAUUUUGGCAAAGAAAGGUGCUGCUCUUGAGAGCAACUCAAACCAUUUUAGUCAAAAUACUAAUCAUAUGCUGCUUCUCUAUGGUACAUCCUACCUAUUCAGUAAACUGGAUGAAUUGCAUAGCCAGUGCUCAUCAACUUCCGAUUUAAGCCAUUUGUCUGAGGAUAAAUUGGUAAUUGAUGUUCUCAAUGAGUUGUCAGCACUAUUAUCUUGUCCAGAAAAUGAUAACAUGAGUUGUUCAUUGAUCUCAAAAGUUCGCGAUGCAAAUGAUGAUUGUUUUCGGAAUAUAGCUUUACACGGAGAACAAGAUGAAUCCGUUAGAGAGGAUGAUAUACCUCCAAUGGCAAUAUGGACUAGUCUUCUUGAAGGAAGGAAUCCUCAGUGGAAGCUUUUACCAAGAUCAUCAGAGAGAAUAAGAAGAAGAGUUGAAUCAAAAAAUGAAGAUCCAAGGACGCUAAGCAAAAAGACUUCACACAUCCAAAAUAAAUUGUUUGAUUCAAAACCCGAGGUUCAAAAAGUAUGCGGAUCAUCUCCAGAUAAAAUAGCUGGUCAUCAAAAGUCUUGUGGUAGUGCUCUUAAAUUGUCUUCUUGCAGAGAUGACUACAGCCUAAGUGAGACAGAGAACACUUGUGAUCGAAGCAUGAGAGACCUUAUGCUAAAGCAGAAAAAUGAAAUUCGUGAAUUUUAUAGGACUAAGAGGGAGGAAAGGGCGAAGUUGGAAGAAGAGCACCAGCUCGAAGUUGAUAAUAUGAAUAAAAAUUAUAGAGAGACAGUCUUGAAGCUAGAGAAACUCAAGACGCUGGAUAUCAUUUAUGAACAAAAACUCAAAAAACACAGCCAUCAGAUGGAGAUAAAGAAGAAGGAGCUGGAAGAUGAGCAUUCGGCAUCAAGGAUGAAGGAAAAACAACGAAUAGAUAAUAUGUUGAAGACAAAGAACCUGGAGACACCGACCACAUCACGUGUCAAGUUACCCUUGUUGGAUACUGCACUGGAACAGCAAACUGUUAAUUUGAAUGAAAAUGCUGUUGAUUCCGCAAUCUUGAUGUCAAACACUGCUUCUGUCUCAGAAAGCAAGCAUUCCCAUGAGAUUGAACUGGGCACGAUGAAUGCAUCUGCGCAAUGCCAUGACCCCGGAUGUCCUGAUCUUGUGCUGACUGAUACAGAUAUCUUAUCUGGAAAGUCUAAUGAAGAAAAUGAUGCUGCAUCCAUGCGCACAGAAGAAGUAUCCGAUACAGAAAAACCUAAUGAUCUUAUUCCUUUUCCUGCUAAUAAUAGAGCUUCCACUUCCUCAUCCCUUUGGGAUAAUGAAUGUCAAGCUACACUGCAGGCAUCCAAAAGAGAUGUUGAGGGGAAUAGCUCCACAAACAUGGAAUCCUCCAAAGAAAUUAUUCAUUGUAUGACACCCAUGUUACCAGUGAGUGUGUCUUUGGAAUCUGAUGGAGAGAAUGAUGUAGCAGUAGUGCCAUCUGGAGAAGUACUUGACACUUGCGUUGAGGUGCUAAAUUGUGGUAAUUUGUGCACUUCAGAAGAAGCUCAACUUAAUACAUCAUCUGGGAACAGCUGUGCAGAAUCCUUAUCAAAUUUUCCACGUACAGCAAUACAGGAACCGGACUGUAACGUCGAAGCAUUUGGGGCAACAAAUAGAGAAGCUGAGAUAGGAGGUGCUUCAGACUUGGGUCCUAGUCUCCCUGUAACUUGGAGGCAGAGGAUAGAACAGGUGCAAGAUGAGCACUGCAACUCCGAAGCUGUUGUUGGGGUAUCGAAUGAACAGGCUGAGAUAAGAGGUCCUGUAGACUCGGAUACUAAUGGGACUGUAGUUGAGCAGCAGAGGGUAGAAGAGGCACAGGAUGAGGACUGUAACAUCAAAAUCUCUGUUGGGGCACCUAAUGGAGAGGCUGAGGUGAGAAGUGCUGCGGAAUUGGGUACUACUGCCCCUGUAGCUUGGACGCAGAAGAUAAAAGAGCUUCAAGGUGAGCACUGUAACACUGAAGCUGCUGUUGCGGUAUCUAAUGAAGAGGCUGAGAUGAGAGGUGCUACAGACUCGAGUGCUAAUGUUACUAUAGCUGAGCAGAAGAGGGGAAAAGAGGUGCAGGAUGAGAACUGUAACAUCAAAACCUCUGUUGGGGCGCCUAAUGGAGAGGCUGACAUGAGUGAUGCUGCAGACUUGGUUACUACCGCCACCAUGGGUGUGCAGCAGGCAAUAGAAGAGCUAACAGAGCUUCCUCCAUCUAGAUUAAACUGUGGCAGCCAACUCUUUGUCCAGCCACAGACAUGCUCAGGGAUUGGAAAUCCUUCUGAAUUAGAGCAGCCAAUGCUUUAUGCAAAUCUUCCUUAUAAUGAAAUCAGGCAGAGUGCUGGAGCUUCUGCUGUAUCAAACUGUCAAACUUCUAGAGUCCUUGCUCCUUGUCAGCCAGGUCAGACUCAGAUAACUUUGAGGAACCUGGGAUUGUGUGAUCAUCCUGUGGUGCAAACACAAUGGCAGUCAACUGCUGGUCAGGAGCAGCCUCAAUUUUCCAAUUCUGGUACCUCAGCUAACAUGCAGUCAGCCAAUAGCUAUCUUCAAGGAUCCCCGUCGUUGAGAUAUAAUUUGCUGCCAUCUAGCUUUGAUCCACUACAGAAUGAGCUGGUAAGAAUGAAAAAGGAGGAGGAAGAAGCUGUUAAGAUUCAUGAAAACGAGACGAUACACCUUAAGUCUGCCUGUAAAAAGGAGAUGCAGGAGAUUCAAAAGAAGUAUGAUCUGUUGCUUAGGGAAGCUGACAAUAAAUUGGUGUGGAAGAAACUGGAUUUGGAAUCCCAUUACAAAAAAGUUUAUGCCCACAAGUUAUUGGCUGAUACUCUGAAGUACACCAAUCAGAAGCAGACAUCAACUUCAAUGUCACAAGAAGCUCUAUUGAGUACAGUCCUUCAGUUUGGUCCACUGCAGUUCAACUUGCCUUCACAAAGGCCUUUUGGGGUGACGGGUGAACCCACAGCACCACCCAUUCAAGUGGUUCACCAGUUAUCUGAACUCGUCUCUUUUGAUGCAACCAGACCUCAGAACUGCUCUACAUUAUAUAACACAGGAAAUCCGCUUGCUGGUUACCAUGCUAGGUCAUCAGCCCCGCAUCUCCGGCCACCAAGACCAGUAAACUCUCACGGAUCAUCGCUUCAGCAUCAUGGCACUCAACAAAAUCCUCUUCUGCUGUAGCAUUUUGCUAAAUUAUUUUUUGGAACAGGGUCUUUUGAUGUAUAUAAUAGUGGCGGGGUAGCUUAUUUAGAGGAGUUGAUCUGAUUAUUAACAGGGUGAAAAGGGUAACCUCUCUUUUUGUAAGAUUUUGUGUAGCAAGGAGGUUGAAGAUAUGUAGAUAGGGACUUACUGUAAAUGGGUUUGCUAUAUCCAGAGAAGCUGAAAAGAGCUUUUCAAUUUUGUAUAGCUUAUCAUCAUGAAUUCAUGAUAAGUCGGUUAAAUGUUAAAAACAAGUCUGUAAAGCUGCUAAUAUGCUGUUUUUCAAAUGCUAAUUUUUCUAGUAAA
Molecule: messenger RNA, 4826 nt
Organism: Spinacia oleracea (spinach)
Lineage: Eukaryota; Viridiplantae; Streptophyta; Magnoliopsida; Caryophyllales; Amaranthaceae
Exons: 13
Coding region: 39-4502 (1487 amino acids)
Biological process (GO): chromatin remodeling
Cellular component (GO): nucleus; chromatin
Molecular function (GO): histone binding; chromatin binding; ATP-dependent chromatin remodeler activity
Source: RefSeq, a predicted model, not a curated record